Messenger RNA from Eurypyga helias (sunbittern), 622 nucleotides. It is a transcript of the gene FLVCR2, whose product is annotated as feline leukemia virus subgroup C cellular receptor family, member 2. Gene Ontology annotation, biological process: heme export; transmembrane transport. Gene Ontology annotation, molecular function: heme transmembrane transporter activity; heme binding. Gene Ontology annotation, cellular component: membrane. The record is from RefSeq and is a predicted model, not a curated record. The annotation marks the transcript as partial. NCBI's taxonomy places the organism in Eukaryota, Metazoa, Chordata, Aves, Eurypygiformes, Eurypygidae. The transcript has 6 exons.
ACAGACAACACUAGUUGUCUAUAUCAUGUCUCUGGUGGGAAUGGUAGCCUACACCUUCACUCUGAGUCUAGGACACCUCUGGUUGGUCUUUGUGACUGCAGGCGUGCUGGGGUUUUUCAUGACAGGAUACCUUCCUCUGGGCUUUGAGUUUGCUGCAGAGUUGACAUACCCAGAAUCAGAAGGAACAUCAUCAGGGCUCCUUAACGUCUCGGCACAGAUUUUUGGUAUUGCCUUCACCAUCGGCCAAGGGAAAAUCAUGGAUCGCUUUGGGACGAAGGCAGGAAACCUCCUUCUUUGUUCCUUCCUGAUGUUGGGGACCAUUAUGACAGCAUACAUUAAGGCUGAUCUCCGAAGACAGCAGGCCAAUUUGGAUAAUGAACAGACAGUGACUCCAGCUCACAGCAGAGGUAGCUCAGGCCUUGCUCACAGGCAGUUUGCUGCCACCAACAUGCUGCAGAAGCAAGAGCUGCAACAACUCCCUCCGUAUGCGUGUGAUGUGACCUCCCAGACCUGGAACUUUGUGGGUACACCGGGAGAGAAGUCCUUAGCACGUUGGGCACGCCUGAGCCCUUCCCUGCUGUCCUCCGGGGAGACAGUCACCAACUGCCCCCACAGGCUUUGA